This is a messenger RNA of Fusarium proliferatum ET1, 5595 nucleotides long. RefSeq lists its product as uncharacterized. Lineage: Eukaryota; Fungi; Ascomycota; Sordariomycetes; Hypocreales; Nectriaceae. The coding region runs from base 1 to 5595 and encodes 1864 amino acids. The transcript has 3 exons. The record is from RefSeq and is a predicted model, not a curated record. Gene Ontology annotation, molecular function: protein binding.
AUGUCGCCUCCCCUGUUGAAGACCGUCCGUACAUUAAAGGAUUCCACAUUUGAAGCUUGUGCCUGCGUCAGUGCACAUCUGAAGGCAUCUGCAUCUGCAACCACAGAGAACGGAGCCAAAGCUGACAGAAAUGACCUCAAAUCCUUGACCAUCGAGUUGAGACUUCUUGGAGGCACGCUCUAUAGUCUUGAGUCCCUGAUUGUUGAGUUGUCUGUAGACAAUGAUGCCGCCGACAGCACUCUGGGUAUCACCCCUAGCGCCUCAGGAUCCGAGAAUGACCCUUCUCAAGAAUGGCCAAUUGUCGAUGGGUAUGAGAUACUCCUUACUGCCAUAAAAUCCUUUCACCAUCUCGCCACUUCUGAUGGGAUCAAAGCCGCUAGAUCGUCACUCCAUGACAUCCGAUCCAAACUAGCGUUUGUGCUCGGAAUCUCAGACACCCUCGAGGACAUCUCACUUCGGCUCACUCUACUCGAAUCAGAACCAUUGCCCCAACUUCUGGUCCAGAAGGAAUAUGAUCCAGAGGCUAUCGAAUCACCUGUGCAGACCCCCUAUGACGAUGAGCAGGGUGAAGCAAGACCCGAAGAUGUUUCCGUUUGGCUAAAUAUCCUGAAUUCGCCUGAAAAUGAUCGCGAACCUGCAGAGUACAACAAAGAGAUGACAUUAGUCCAGUCACGCCGCAUCACAGAGCCAGCAUAUAGAAUAGCGGCUAUAAGGUGGCCAAAAUACGCAGAGAUCUACUGGCAAAAGCUUCGACCCCAAGUCUGCUCCCUCUUUCGUAUCCAAAAGUCGUACAACUUCGUACAGUGGGUUCUUGAAUAUGCCAGGGAGACAUACCCUCGAACAUUCGGCGCGAUGGCCCUUUCGCCAAGAUGUCUUCUCGAACUGACUGAUUCGCUCUGCAACGGAUCUGUCUUACCACUUCAUAUUGCUGCCGCCCUCGGGUUGCCUAAUCUUUGCAGAGACCUUCUCUCAAUGGGCGCCAACGUCAACCAGCCCGGUCUUCUCGGCACGCCACUCUUUUGCGCCCUUGUAGGCAGCAAGGUUCUUAUCACCCGCACGGAGCCAGUAUCGUGGCCGACUCUUCUCGUUGGGAACGAUUCUGAUGUCGACCAGGCGGCAACUAUCCUACUGCUUAUCGAAAAUGGCGCAGACUGCACGUUUCGGUAUUCUUGGAAAGAUGCCACUGAAGAGGUAUCACUAGCAGGUUUGGCCUUUUGGACUGCAAUGAAGACCAAACAUGAAGCAAUCUUUACAAACAUCGUCAAAGGAUUUGCAAAUGCUGCUCAAGGAUCCACUGACACCGCUAAAGGAGAUGCCCUCGACUCUUCUUUUUGUCUCCUUUUACAACGAGAACCUGUAGUCAAACGUGGUCUGCUUCACCGAACUCGAUUUGCGCGUUUGCUCACAUACGUCUAUGACUUGACAUUGGUCGACAUCGAAAAAGAGUCCACAGAGCACAAUUGGCUCCAAGAGCUGGUAGCUCGACUCAUGGUGCACGCCAACAUCAAGCUCUCCCCCUUGGGUGACGGAAAGGUGGACACAUUGAAAGACAGCAACUUUGCGGCUGCCGUUCGGAGUGCCGUUUUGGACUUCAAUGUGAUCUUGGUGGAUCGUCUGAUCAAAGACCCAAGAUUCUAUGCCAACUUCAAAUACGAUAAGGAAGAGACUCUUCUCCACAUGGCUGCUGAAUCUGCCCAGAAUGAGAUUCUGGAAAUGCUGAUUGAAGCCGGGGCUGAUAUUAGAGCUAAAGACUCAAGUGGUCGCACACCCCUCAUGCUCUGUAAUGAAGUUAGUCCCAUGGCUAAGCUGAUUCUCGAACAUGGUGCACCGACUUUUGAUACGGACAAUGGGGGCCGCAACAUUUGGCACUACUUCGCCGCCACUAACGAAGACGACAUACUCAAAUUCCUGUGGGACAACGAUCCUUACAAGAUCCGCAACUUGAACACCGUCGAUGAACAAGGGCAUACGCCACUGCUGUCAGCGUUUGCUCACGUCAGGGCUCUUCAGCAGUCUCCCAAGACCUCCACGUCCGCCGCACCGCUUGCAGCUCAUUUUCUGCUCGAGAAAAGCCAAGGGUACAUACGAGCUGAGGGCAAUGAGAGCCUGGCUCGAUGGGCUGUCGAAUGGGGCAAUAUCGGGCUGGUACGGCAGCUGUUCCGUCUCUUUCCCCAGGCUAAUAUGAAUGAUGAAUUACUCCUCAAGUCACUUAAUAUGUCGGCUUCACCGGAGAUGGUCUCAUUGGUACUUGAAAGGGCUGGACCCUCUCGGCCGUUCGCUGAUGGCACAACGGCAGCAGAGACAGUCAUCACAAACGUCAAGCUCUUGAAGGAAGGUCGAUUGACUAAUAGUCCAUCAUUGCAUCCGUCCUGUUUUCCUAACAUGACACGCAGCGCCUAUAUGCGGCUUCUUACCCCUGAAGUCAUAAAGUCGCGAGACUCAAAGGGGCGGGGGAUCUGGCUGCGGUUCACACAGGAUGUUUUCCCAUUGAUUAAUACUGAUUCGCUUCGAUGUCCCUCGUCCCUCUAUUUCCUAUCUUCUUUUAUGUGCAUGGCUAUAUCCUGCCUGGUCACAGUGGGCGCCCUCGCAGACUAUGAAAAGGAGAGCAAAAAAUGGGCCGUUAGCUGCAUAGCGACGAAGGGUGAGUUCUCCGUCAGCGAACCGAAAUGGGAUAAUUGGCAGGUCCCAUUCGUCGCCGCUAUCUUGACCACCUGGCUUUCCGAUCAGAAUCUGCAGGACGGCGAAUUCGGCAUCAUGGGCUUCUUCAACGAGGAAGAGGCGGCACAUCUGAUGUGGACAGCCGUCGACUUUGGUAUGCCAGAAGUCGUCGAGCUGCUGGCCCAAUGCGGCUGCGACGUACACAAGCCUCGGCGAUGCAUGCCCCUUGAAGGGAGAUCGGUUUUCGAGACCUUUCUGGCUCAUCAGCCUAUUGACAUCAGCAUGAUCCGGCCCCUUCUCCACAACACGAAGCCACAUCAGAUUAGGAAGCAGCAGCAGUAUACAUUCACAGAGCUCGUACGAGUAGCUGACGAAGCGGUCGCUGUGAAAAUUCUCGGUCAGCUAAUUGAUCGGGGAUUGGAUGUUGAUGGCUUGGAAAUUCCUGCUCCGUCACCAAUGAAAUCGCCCGCACCAUCCCCGUCAUUGCUUACGAUCGCGAUCUGCUCAAAGAAGAUCCUCCUAGGGCGAUUGCUGGUCGAACGAGGCGCAGAUGCCUCUUUGGCGCCGCCAAGUUCCAUCAGUGCCUAUCUUCUGGCCGCCAAGCUUGGAUAUGUGGUUAUCCUUGAAAUGAUCAUCGAGAAAGUCGGGUCGGCAGAGUUUCCUUGGCUAGCCGUUUACGAACAUAUGGAGGAUCGCGAUACUUACAACGCCUUGCAGUUUGCGGCAGCCGGGGGCCAUCGUGAUGCCCUCACAACACUCUUAGAAGCCACACCUCUGGCUGACAAGAUCGCUGCCACUAGUCCACGGUUUGGUAGAACAUGCGCCCACCUCGCUGCCAAGGCUGGUUCCUUGGAUUGUGUGAAAAUAUUAAUGAGAUACUCGAAACGUCUGUUCAGUGUGAAAGACCUGUCAGGAAGAACCCCUCUGUUCUUGGCAAUCGUUGGUGGCAAUCAAGAAUUGAUUCAGUAUAUGAAAGAUAAUUUGUUGGACUAUGAUAAUCCCCAGGAUAUGGGUAUCAUUUCACUGAACCCAGUCCUGGCCCAAAACAACGACAACGACGAUUCUGACAGUGACUCGCUACCAGAGUCAUCCCACGGUGAAGCAACCCACGAGCAGAAAAUUUCUGAACCAAGACAGAUAGGCGCCAUGGUAGCAGAUGCGAUAGAUCAUUAUCAACUCAGCCGAGACCCUUUGUUUAGGUCUAUCCUCGACCACACCUCAAAGAAGGACUUAGAGUCAGCCAUAAUGCCCUGUGGAGGCUGUACCCUUCUCAGUUACACGGCAGCAACCAACAAGAUCCGACCUAUGCUGGAACUAGUGGAUUUGGGGCUUGCGGGUUUUGUGGCUGGGUGUGAGGAACAUUGGCCGGAUGGCUUCAACGCACUUCUUUGCGCAUGCCAGAAUAUUCGAAUGCUGAUGACAACUGACUUGUUUAUCCCUUCAGAAAAAGCGCGCUCCUACUACAAACUGUGCUUAGAUGCUUACUUGGGGAUGGGGAUGUCAUGGUUCCAUCUUCCAAUGUCACCGAUCCAAGCUCUUUUCAACUCCUCCCGGAACAGUGGACAUGAUAUUGUUUACCAUCAGAAAAUCGUCCUUCAGAUAUUCAUCAGUCACCUAACUGAGCAUGCUCAGGCAUACUGGACGCUCAUAAGGACUAUUGGGGUUAAUGCUGGGUUCGAGUUUUCUGCAGAUGAGAGCAUUGAACAAAGAGUUCUACGUUACGCCCUAAACAUGAGGAACCAAGUUACUUCGGGUGAUACUGAAGCGACCCACAAUACGGUUCUGCAUGAUGUGAUACAUCUUUUCGCCGGAGAGGGCAGGAAUCGAUUGCAUGGUUUCACGACAUAUCACGAUGUGGCCAAACUCCUCAUCAAAAACGGAGCCGAUGUCAACGCGCAAAACUCAGAACUUGCAACUCCCCUACACCUGGCUGCCCACUAUGGUCAAAAGGAUAUGGUGCUUUCACUCUUGAGAGCGGGCGCCAACCCCAAUCUUUUGUCUGCCAACGGCUCGUCAGUUGUGGGACAAUCUGUUGCCCACGGCGACUUCCAAGUAACUCGUUGUCUAUUGAGCAAUGGCGCAAGUCCUGUGACAUUCUUCAACAUCACUUUCGAAACGGCUGACGCCGAUAUGGAUGCCCUUCGCCAGUUGAUUGAGCUUGGUGGGGAUCCCUACGAGGCAAGGCCAGGGACCGGAAGUACUCUCACGAGUGCGAUCUCUGGGGUUGCUGAGGGCAUGUCAUUUGUACUGAAUGGAAAUUUUGACUUUCACCGACUUGCAGAACAGGAACCGCUCUUAAUUAGCGAGAUUCUUGUCAACAGGAAGCUAUCGUCCAUGGAGCUCAAAGCGAUCAUCAAGCGCAUACCACGUGAGUAUCGUGCUCGGUUGGUGAACUUUGAACCGGAGGAGAAACACACCCCAUCAUUUUCCAUUAUCCUCGAUGACGAUCCGAAGCUCCUGCAGGUGUUGCUUGAUGUCGGUCUGGACAUUGAGCACGAGUGGCAUGGGAAAGGAACACCAUUAAUGUUUGCUGCUCGCAUCGGAGCCUUCAAAUGCUUCAAGCUCCUUGUCCGCCACGGCGCAAGGCUAGCAUACCUCACAACCGGAAGACGAGGCGAAGUCCUUGCAAGGUCUGUCACGGAAGCAGCAAAGCUCCAUCCCCGCCUGCUUCAAUGGGCUUUGGUCGAUCGUCACUACGAGACAAAAUGUCUCACGCAAGAAGCACACAAGGGACCUUUUAUCCCCAUCAAACCAUGGUCCGGUGGACGACAAAGUGCGAUAUAUAGACUUUCAGGCAGCGGUGAUGAGAUCCCCCAGCUUCCAUCAGAGUCUAUGAUGGACUCGCUCACCCGAUUCGCGAGGGUGAAGAGGGCUAUGAGAGGUAAGGCAUUGCCUGUCUCCCUUCGUAUACUUACGCGGGGAUUUGAGCCGUUCUAG